AUGAUAUUUGGCAAUUGCGGUUCGUUAGCAUUUGUAAUAGAUACGAAGGCUAAUUAUAAUGAGGCGUUGACUAAGUUCAAGAAUAUUGUGAACAAAGCUUACAAAGUUAAUACUCACAUAAAGUUCGAAGUGUUUAUACAUAAAGUUGAUGGCGUUAGCGAUGACACGAAAAUGGAAUCGCAGAGAGAUAUAUAUCAACGUGCCUCAGAUGAUUUAGCUGAGGUCGGCUUGACGCGAAUACAUUUAAGUAUCCAUUUAACUUCCAUUUAUGAUCAUUCUAUAUUCGAGGCCUUCUCAAAAGUAGUCCAGAAACUAAUACCCCAGUUAUCAACUUUGGAAAAUCUGCUUAAUAUAUUUAUAUCGCUAAAAUUAGCGAAGAAUGGCAGUGACGUAUCGAAUACUUUAACGACAUCGUAA
Messenger RNA from Glossina fuscipes, 417 nucleotides. RefSeq names its product ras-related GTP-binding protein D-like. The transcript has 3 exons. The coding region runs from base 1 to 417 and encodes 138 amino acids. NCBI's taxonomy places the organism in Eukaryota, Metazoa, Arthropoda, Insecta, Diptera, Glossinidae. Gene Ontology annotation, biological process: regulation of autophagy; positive regulation of TOR signaling; cellular response to starvation. The record is from RefSeq and is a predicted model, not a curated record. Gene Ontology annotation, cellular component: nucleus; Gtr1-Gtr2 GTPase complex; lysosome. Gene Ontology annotation, molecular function: GTP binding; GTPase activity.